This is a messenger RNA of Glycine soja, 1380 nucleotides long. RefSeq lists its product as uncharacterized. NCBI's taxonomy places the organism in Eukaryota, Viridiplantae, Streptophyta, Magnoliopsida, Fabales, Fabaceae. Bases 439 to 1197 code for a protein of 252 amino acids. The record is from RefSeq and is a predicted model, not a curated record. The transcript is spliced from 6 exons.
UUAAUGUGUGGAAAGUCUACUAGAUAUUAUCUUAUUCUAAGUAAGUUUAUGUGGUUCACAUUGUUAGGCAUGUUCCACGCAAUGAAUUUAACAUAACCCAUGAAAUGACUAAUAACUGCUAACUUGCUAAUUUUUAUUUUUUUUAAAUCAGGCAGAUUCAUGUGGAGGGUAUCUAACUAUAAAUUUGAGAGUUGGGUUUUGUCAGUUCAGUACUACUCUUUUGAGCUACUUGAUCGGUGGUGUAUUUGGUGUGUUGAUGUUUUAUUAAACUUUUGUACUCUUGCUUUGAAACUAGUUGGUUAGGCAAGUUUUAGUUGUUUUCUAUUUUAUUUCAGACUUUUCAGGUGCUCAUAUUCUUAUGAUGAUCAUCAAACUGCAAAUAUAGUGAGCCCAUUAAGCUAUUACUGAAAUUUGUUGCAGAUUUGAAAUUCUUCUAAGAUGGAUACUUCUUAUAGGACUGGUGGAGUCAAGUACGAGUGCUUGCUUUUUGAUAUGGAUGACACUCUUUACCCAUUGAGCUUAGGUCUCAAUUUGUUUUGUCGCAAGAACAUACAAGAGUAUAUGUUAGAACUCUUGCAUAUUGAAGAGAGUGAAGUGCCAAAAAUGUGUUUGGAUUUGUAUAGGGAAUACGGGACAACUAUGGCAGGAUUAAAGGUCCUUGGUUAUGAGUUUGACAAUGACGAGUUUCAUGCUUACGUGCAUGGAAGGUUACCAUACGAGAAACUGAAGCCUGAUCCAGUAUUAAGGAACCUUCUGCUUUCCAUGCCUCAGCGUAAAAUAAUAUUCACCAAUGCAGAUCAUGCACAUGCAGUUAAAGUUCUCAACAGAUUGGGUUUGGAAGAUUGUUUUGAGGGCAUCAUAUGCUUUGAAACGCUUAAUCCUCCCAAACAAAUCAAUUGCAUGGAUGUACCAAAUGAUAAUCAUGUGCUCACAGAUUUAACAGAAAAUGGAUGUUUCAAUUCCCACCCACAAAUCCUCUGUAAACCAUCUGUGGAAGCCUUUGAAGCUGCUAUUCGGAUUGCUAAUGUGGAUCCAAAGAAAACAGUGGGCCAUUCAGAUUUGGUCCCUGGAGCUGAUCAUGCCCUGAACAGCAUUCAUAAUAUCAAAGAAGCGUUACCUGAAAUUUGGGAGAUUGAAGAUGGCAACCAACAGCAAAAGAUUCAACCCCCAACAGUUGAAACCAUGGUCCUAGCUUAAGUUUUACAUCGAUAAAAUGUUUUUAGCAGACUUAUCAAGCAAAUCAAGAGUUUCUACCUCUGCAGUAUGUUUCUAUCUAAAUUUACAAUAAGUUUGAAAUUGUCUCCACGGCAUGGUGAUGCUUGAAUAUAUAAAUCUUGCAAUUUGGCAUCACGAAACGGAUGUGAAAUUAUUAAGUGUAAA